Messenger RNA from Phytomonas sp. EM1, 1185 nucleotides. NCBI's taxonomy places the organism in Eukaryota, Euglenozoa, Kinetoplastea, Trypanosomatida, Trypanosomatidae. The record is from the annotation of a GenBank genome assembly.
AUGUAUCAGCAAUACUUCGCUUCUGCCACAUCCAGUCAUGAGAACGGCACCCAAAAUGCUCGCUUCAAGAAGAUGAUGUGCUUUCCAGAGAAUCUCGUGUGCUUCGAAUGCGGCGCGAAACGACCGACCUGGGCAAGUACGAACUUAGGCAUUUUCUUCUGCUUGCGUUGCGCGGGUAUUCACCGCGCACUCGGCACACACAUUACGAAGGUGAAGUCUAUUAAUAUGGAUACCUGGGAUGAAUCUGCAAUCGAUUUCAUUGAGCGCAUCGGAAAUGCAAGAGGUAGGAUUCUUUACGAGCACAAUAUGCCGGACAUCUUCAAGCCGAACAUCAAUACUUCUUCGAAUGAGUUCGAAAAACUACUGCGGAUAAAAUACGAAAAGAAGGCCUACUACCAUCCGAACCACGAAGAACUCCUCAAAAAAUUUAUAAAUUCUGAUAUCGAGGCUCGGGUGACGCGAAGCAACGAUGGGAAUAAGCUUUUGAAAACGUCAAACACCACCGAGCCCAUCACCACUGGAGAGGCUAAAGAAAGUGCUUCACCCAACAGCCAGCCUAGCCCUAAGGAAAAUCUGUUUGAACCGGCAGAGGCAGUGGUGCCCAUUCCAAGCCUGUUCUGUAAACCUGUAGUGCCGACAACUUCUUCCGUUACGUCCACAUCGAACAGCCAGAUGUCGGAGCAUAGACGGCAUGCUGAGGUGCUGGAUCUCUUCGCGGAUGCGAAUCGGGCCCCGCCAUCCGCGAAGAAUGUGUGGUCCGGAAAUCCAAUAGUGGCUCAAGGGCACCUCCCCACCCCCUCUGCCCCGGCCUCAUCGAUGCAUCUCAGCGUUAAUGGCUUCCAUCCAGGCAUCGGUGGUGGGGUUUCCCCUGCUCCCUCCUCUUAUACGGCGCCAAUGUGGAAUACAACAGGUCCUGCUCUGUUGGCCAAGGCCCCUCUUAUGGCUGGCCCCACUUCUCUCCCUCCGUUUUCGGGCCCUCAAUGGGGUGGUCAGGGCCCUGGUGGACAUGGUCACCACUACGUCAGCCCCACCCCGGCGAUGGCCCCCCUCCCGGGCUCCGUAGGUUGUACAAAGGAUCUCGUGCAGUCCUUGUUCGCCACCCCAUCUGACCCUUCUGAGGCGGUGCAUGGCGCGUGGAAACCGCGUAGGGCGGGGACGUUUUAUUCCCCUCAUACACCAUACUGA